UCCAUGCAUUUAGUAUGUUUAGAAUUAUAUUACUAAAGUGCAGUGUGUCGGGACGCGAUCUGUCGUGACGGCGAUCAGUCGAUUCCCGAUCGGCGCCGGCGUCAGAAUGAUACUGGGGUUAUGACGCGUCACAACACUCCACACUAGUCUAGUAUGUUUCUAAUCUGAUGCGUUAACUAGCUAGAGUAGAGAAUAGUCGUUUGCAUCAUUUAUUCGUGUACAAGAUGUCGGACGAACUCAUUGAACUUGUCAGAAAAUACGAAGUGUUGUAUAGUCCAAAAUGUAAAGAAUACAAGGAUCACUUAAUAAGAACUGUAGCAUGGGAAGAAAUUGCUCAAAAAUUGAAUGAACCAGUUGGAAAGUGCAAAGACAACUGGACAAAAUUAAGAAAUGCAUAUGCCAGCGCAAUAAAACGGCGUAAAAAUAAAAAAAGUGGACAAGCCGCAUCACAAGUGAUAGCAUGGAAAUACGAAGAGCAAAUGAAUUUUUUACGUCCUCACAUGAAAUCGAGGAACACCAAAACUAAUUUGACAGAGCCAACACCAGAAUCACCUCUAGACAUGACUCCAUAUAGCCCCCCUGACGUUUUCGUUAAUGACUCGCAAAACAGCUCAGCAUCGCAACCUCCACAAACUCAAAGUUCGGAUGCUAGUUGGAGUAAUGGAUCUCAAAGGAGCUUAGCGUCAAAACGAACAUUAUCAGCGAAUAACAAACCUAGCUUACAAGACAUUUAUGACUUGAUGAAGUCGUCAAAUGAGGUAAAAAAGCAAAGGCAACAUGCUAAGCCAGAUAUGGAUGACACUGACUUAUUUUUUUUGAGUAUGAGUAAGGCAGUCAAGGCGCUCCCAAAACUCGAUCAAUGCAAAAUAAAGUUGGAUUUACAUACAGCUGUUUCUCAAGCAGAAAUUCGAAAACUCACUCAAACAGAUUACGUAUUAAAGACACCGCUUAAUAUAGUAUCUCAAACAACUAUUCCAUCGAGUUCUUACCAACCUAUCUAAUCACCUAUACCCAUCUAGCCAUGCAAAAGUGUAUAAUCAUAUGAUUUUCAGGCAGCACACUGGGGACAAACUCUAAUCAGGAGCUUAUUUAAUCUCCCACAACUAUACAACCAUUGAUGAAUGAUGUUCUUGAUUAUUGAAAUAAUAAAUAAAAAUACAAUUGAUUUCUCGACAUCCUGAAAUAUUCAUGAAAUUUUUCUUCAUCACACUCCAGUUCUUUCACUAGUAAAUGAUAUUCGCUUCGAUUACCUCUCCGAU
Molecule: messenger RNA, 1259 nt
Organism: Leptinotarsa decemlineata (Colorado potato beetle)
Lineage: Eukaryota; Metazoa; Arthropoda; Insecta; Coleoptera; Chrysomelidae
Biological process (GO): regulation of transcription by RNA polymerase II
Cellular component (GO): nucleus; transcription regulator complex
Source: RefSeq, a predicted model, not a curated record